GCUCAAGUCGGUUUGUUUCUGUGGUUAAAGAGGAACAUAUACGUGGUCAUAUGACCGUAGAGAAGAGUGUUUACAUUGUGCCUUACUGUACGCCGAAAAUAAAAUAGUGGUAAUUAAAAAAAAAAACCUCUUCAAACCGUCAGCAAAAUGACAAAGCUGGAGGUCAUCAACACGUUUCUGACGGAGCGCCUAAUGGCGGCGCUGAAUGAAAUCAUGGACAUGAUCGGCGGGACUGUCCUGCAGUAUGAGAAAGAGCUGGACAGCGUGCAAAAGGACAACGAGUAUCUGAGACGGAGACUCAAAGAGAUCGAGAAAAUCGUCGAGUCGACUGCUCCACCCAUCUCAACCCCUGCACCAUCAUCUCCACCUGCUCAUCUAAAGUGGACUUCUAGCACCGAAACAGAAACAGUUCCUACAGAGAUCUAUCAGAACCAGGUACAGAGCGAACAGCUCACCAACACAAAAGUAGAAGAGUUCUCCAGCCAUAUGCUUCUCGUGACCGAAUCGGAGAUUACUUUACCUGCUCCUGCAAUCCCAAACACACUAGCACAAACAAACGAAGACUUUGAAACGUGCGCUUUAGACAAAUAUCCUUGUGACGUUAAAACCGAGCCUCCUGAAAGUCUCCAUUCACCGUCCACAAACAUCUACAGUCCAUUACCACAUUGCACAUCUCAGCUACCAACUACUACUGAUAUCCUUCACGAGGCUAAUCCUGAAGUUUUUAACACAUCCAAUUCCACCGAUUCGGAAUUAGCUCAAUGUAGGAAUGUAAAGGCUAAAUCCACGCCAGAAUCCAUCAGUAAACACAGCCCAAAUGCAAGCAAGACCAUGUAUCCUGAGUCAGGCAUCAGCUACAACAACACUCAUCAAAACACAGACUCGGGAUCAGUCAGGAAUGACGCUGUUAGCAGUAACGGUCAUCUGGGGAUUGCAAACAUUGCGGUCAACUCUCUACGCCACAUGCCGUUAGUCAGACAGAAUCGUGGAAGAGGAAGAAACAAAGGUCCUGGGACGCACGCAUGUCCUCAGUGUGGAAAACUGUUCCCUCAUCAUUCCCGGCUAAAGGUGCACAUGCUCAUCCAUACAGGAGAGAAGCCGUACGUCUGCGGCCAGUGUGGAAAACGCUUCAACAACGAUGGGACUCUGAGGAACCACAGUCGUGUGCAUCUGCAGCUGCGUCUGUUUGACUGUCCCGUGUGCGCGCGCAGCUUUAAGGAUGCCUACACUUGUCGAAAUCACAUGCGUGUUCAUAGUAGGUGAGAGAGCGACGUGUCUGCCUCAGAAAGGCUAACUGACUCGUUUAAUCCCACAUUUUUUUCUUGAAAUUUGAAAAUAAACAUUUUACUGAUUAAGGCAGUGUUUCUCAACCACGUUCCUGGAGGACUACCAGCACUGCACAUUUUCCAUGUCUCCUUAACCGAACACACCAGAUUCUGAUCAUCAGCAGAGACUAUAAAAUCUGCAAUGAGUGUGGACAGACAUAGAAGUCAUCCGAAACAUGCAGUGCUGUUGGUCCACAAGGAACAUAGUUGGGAUUGGAGAAACACUGGAUUAGGACAUUCACACUGAACAUGUCUGUGUGUCUAGAAAUGUGAGAUGCAGUGCUCAGGAAUGUUUUUUUUAAAAGGAACCUCUUCUUUCAGGUUAACAUCAGAUAGAACUGUUGUCAUGUCAACUUGCUACUGUAAACCAGAGCCAUAGAGAGAGAGAGAGCUGCGUCAACAGAAGUCCAAACUGUUUAAUUGUCACGUCAUUCAUGUAGACUCAAACAGUUUCAGGAAGUGUUUUGUGAUCAAUUCAGUAAUGUUAGAUAAUAUUUUAACAUAUCCACAAUCUUGUUUUUAGAAACUUUGAUUUGCAUGAGCCACUAUACGCUUAUUUGACGCGACCGCCAUUUUAAAGAACCAAAGCGAGGCUGCGGUGGGAAGUAUAGGACCAGCUCUGUAAACAUUGCAGUAACAUACUGUGGACUACAAACCUCCAGCUGUUGCAAAGAUUUAAAAAUGCAGGAAUGGUGUAAACAUCACAAUAAUAUAAUUCAGUAAGUUUAUUUUAAACAAUAAAAAAUAAUUGAGCAUCAAACAACAUCGCUAUCUCUGUAAGAGUAAUAUGCUCAAGUGUCCUCCUAGGCUUCAGUUCAUGGCGGCAGGUAAACACCGUGGGGAGGCCUCCCUGCUUCAGCUUAUGUAACCCGGUGAGUAAUAAAACACUGCAGUCCGCUGUAGCACACACCCUCGUGUUAUGUGUAAUAGUGUUGUCCCGGUACUGAAGAUUUAAAAACGUCCAUUUCCUGCUAACAUUCAAUCGCCGCUGAGAGCGUUCAUAAACAGCGCUGAUUUACCAUAGUAUUCACCAGUUCUCAUCAGUUUACCGCUCUUCACCGAGUGCAAACACUCGGAGACUGGAGCGCGAAGCAGCCAUGACGAUCAGUCGAGU
Molecule: messenger RNA, 2439 nt
Organism: Danio rerio (zebrafish)
Lineage: Eukaryota; Metazoa; Chordata; Actinopteri; Cypriniformes; Danionidae
Source: RefSeq, a predicted model, not a curated record